AUGAAGGAAUCCUCCUGCAAGAGCCCUCUUAUGGCGACGUACUGCCAAGAGGUGCACAAGCUAGUGGACAGGUUCCAAGAGAUCGAGUUGCAUCAUGUCCCGCAAAAGGACAACGUUGCCACCGACCUCCUCGUGAAAUUGGUGGCCAAAUGGGAUCCACCUCCCGACGGGGUCUUUGUAAACGACCUCCAUGAGCCAUCUGAUUGCGUCAGAGCGGAUCCGUCCCAGAUGUGGCCUGACCCCGAUCGGGUGUUCGGGGGCUCCAACGCUCCGACGCGGCCCGACCCUGACAAGGCGCUCGGGGGCUCCAUCCCUGACGCCUCCAUGGCGACCUCACCCAGCGGCACCACCGUAAUGGCGCUCGACCCAGCCGACUGUAGAGUGCCGUUACUAGCCUACAUCCUCGAAGUGGUCCUCCCACUAGAAAGGACUGAAGCGUGA
Messenger RNA from Setaria italica (foxtail millet), 441 nucleotides. RefSeq lists its product as uncharacterized. Bases 1 to 441 code for a protein of 146 amino acids. The record is from RefSeq and is a predicted model, not a curated record. Lineage: Eukaryota; Viridiplantae; Streptophyta; Magnoliopsida; Poales; Poaceae. The transcript has a single exon.